GAAUUUUCCUAUACUAACUGGAGCGUAAUCGUAUCCCACUUCAUCGCCCCAGUUUACCACUAUAAAUAUCCAUCUUUGGGUUUACCAAUCGCUGGCUGCUCGAGAGGAAAAGAUCAUCCAGAUCGGAGAGGGGGUCACCUGAGAACACAGAAAACAAUGGUGAAGGCUGUCGCUGUGCUCAAUGGAAGUGAGGGCGUGAAGGGCACCGUCUUCUUCACCCAAGAAGGGGAUGGCUCAACCACUGUAACUGGAAGUGUCUCUGGCCUUAAGCCUGGGCUUCAUGGCUUCCAUGUUCAUGCUCUCGGUGAUACCACCAAUGGCUGUAUGUCCACUGGACCUCAUUUUAAUCCAGCUGGAAAGGAGCAUGGGGCUCCUGAAGAUGAGAUUCGCCAUGCUGGUGAUCUUGGAAAUGUGACUGCAGGAGAAGAUGGAAAUGUCUGUUUUACUAUUGUUGAUUGCCAGAUUCCCCUCACUGGACCAAAUUCUGUCAUUGGGAGGGCUGUUGUUGUCCAUGCUGAUCCUGAUGAUCUUGGAAAGGGUGGACAUGAACUCAGCAAAACCACUGGAAAUGCUGGCGGAAGACUUGCUUGUGGUGUCAUUGGACUCCAAGCCUAAGUUGCUGGUUCUGAGAUCUUGAGAAUGUCAUGUACCUUGAGAACAUCAGAGUACCUUCUUAUCGUUUCUGCCAUAAUGAGAUACUUUGAUUAAUAAAUUAAGGAUUCUGGUUGUGUUCAAACAAUAUUUUGUGUUGAUACCUAUCUUGUUCUGUCAUAUGAUCUUCAGAAAUGGAUGCAAUUGUGUGGUCUUUCCCCAUUAA
Molecule: messenger RNA, 817 nt
Organism: Dioscorea cayenensis subsp. rotundata (Guinea yam)
Lineage: Eukaryota; Viridiplantae; Streptophyta; Magnoliopsida; Dioscoreales; Dioscoreaceae
Product: superoxide dismutase [Cu-Zn]
Exons: 8
Coding region: 157-615 (152 amino acids)
Biological process (GO): removal of superoxide radicals
Molecular function (GO): copper ion binding; superoxide dismutase activity
Source: RefSeq, a predicted model, not a curated record